Aureobasidium melanogenum CBS 110374 is the source of this 1599-nucleotide messenger RNA. RefSeq lists its product as uncharacterized. The record is from RefSeq and is a predicted model, not a curated record. Lineage: Eukaryota; Fungi; Ascomycota; Dothideomycetes; Dothideales; Saccotheciaceae. The transcript has 2 exons. Bases 1 to 1599 code for a protein of 532 amino acids.
AUGACCGGCUAUCGAGGGGCCCUCGAUCUAUCCAAUGAGCUGCUUCAUGAUAUACUUGAUCUCAUAGCCGCCGACCCUGAGAAGCUCGUAAGCGUCGACAAGCGAGCAUACCUAUCUCAAGAAAGCUUCAGGCCGGACCCACUACCUUCUCAAGACCAGGUUGUAAACAUUGGCAAGUUUAGAUUGCUCUGUCGACGAUUCGCUGCUCUGGGUGCUUCUCAUCAGUUCGCACGUGUUACAACCAGGUUCUCGUCAAAGGGGCUUGCGAGAUUAGAGGCCAUCGCCGAUCAGCCGCACCUGGCGAAGCAUGUCAAGAAGUUCAGCUACAAGGUGCCGUAUUUUUGCACACAAGGUCGAGAAAGUAUACAGUCACUUGAUGCUCAAAUCCAACAAAGCAUCGGCAAAUCUAAUAUCGAGAGAUUCCGCUGCAAGAUAUACGAGCAGCAGAAAAUAGUAACUUCAAAACGAGAUGUCGAAGUUCUGAGGAAAGCCAUGAAGGCUUUUGUCGUUUUACAGCACGUCCAGAUCUUGCGGGUUCAAGAUCAAGAAGACGAAAAAUUGCUCACCUACAUCCGUUAUCACCAAAACAUCAGCCACUUUGUGGAGCUCAAAUGGGCGCCUGCCUGUGCGCAUAGUGCAAGAACAAUAGGAAAUGCACUCUUGGAGUCUCGGUCACCUUGCUCGCGUUUUUCUUCGCCGAUGCUGAGCCCGCAGAGCGCCCUCGUGCUGGCAGAAAAUCCUACUGGCUCUUUCUCAACACUAGCGGAAAGACUUACAUGUCUGGAAUUGCAUUUUGACGAUGGCUACUUCGACGACGGCACAGACCUUGAAGUCCGCAUGUUCGAACUUUCUCACCUCUUCAAGACUGUUUUCUCAGCAGCUGUAAACAUGGAAGCUAUUCACGUGGGCUUUCCCUCCCAUCGACCCAUCGGGUUACCUCUCGAAACAAUCUUUCACAACGUACGCUGGAGCAGACUAAUAGCUUUCGGAAUACAAGGCUGGCGCUUACAUUCCGACGAAAUCAUCGCCUUUGCCAACCGUCACAAAGACAGAUUACGAGGACUAAGACUCAGAGACGUAAUGCUCCGAGAAGGCAGCAUGUGGAAAACCAUCCUCGCCUUUUUACACACCGAAAUGCGAAGACUAGAUUGGGUAUCGCUCAGACGCAUCGACUACGCAACUCACUUCGACACAGUCUGGGAAAACGCAGGUAUAGAAUUACCCGACGAUCCUCCUGGUGGAUUGAGUUCGUCGGACUCCGAGUCUGACUCGGAAAAUGAUCUUUACUGGGACGAAGCUGAUCAAAACGAUGCAAAUCACUCGACGGCAUCGGACUGGGAUAGCAAUAACUCCGACUCGGAGCACAACAACUCAGACUCGGAUGAUGAAGAGCGCGGGAGAGCAGCCCAUGAGAUGGAUUUCCCGCCUUUGAACUCGCCGGAUACGCCAAACUCUGUGCCUUGGUGCAAUUGCAAUGGUAGAGCUUUCCCGGUUGAUGUUGACGCUCUGGGAGAUGAUGGUAUCAGUGUCGAUACCAGGAAAUGGAAGAUGUGGGAGAAGUGGGUGCUGGGUAGAUGUCCUGAGCAUGAUCUAAGGUGA